AUGCAGAUGCUCAAGAUCACCGCCAUUUUGGCUUUCGCUGCCACAUUUGCUGCCGCCGCCCCUGCUACAAAGCUCAACGCUGUUGCAAAGCGCCAGACUACUGAGUUCGGUCCAUACCCAGAGGAUGACUACAACACCAAGCGCCAGACUACUGAGUUCGGUCCUUAUCCCGAGGAUGAUUACAACACCAAGCGCCAAACCACCGAGUUUGGUCCUUACUCAGAGGACGACUACAACACCAAGCGUCAAACCACCGAGUUUGGCCCAUACCCCGAAGAUGACUACAACACCAAACGCCAGACUACUGAGUUCGGUCCUUAUCCCGAAGAUGAUUACAACACCAAGCGCCAGACUACUGAGUUUGGCCCAUACCCCGAAGAUGACUACAACACCAAGCGCCAGACUACUGAGUUCGGCCCAUACCCCGAAGAUGACUACAACAACAAGAACUAA
Molecule: messenger RNA, 453 nt
Organism: Botrytis porri
Lineage: Eukaryota; Fungi; Ascomycota; Leotiomycetes; Helotiales; Sclerotiniaceae
Exons: 1
Coding region: 1-453 (150 amino acids)
Source: RefSeq, a predicted model, not a curated record